AUGGGGUUCCUGGCCGCCUUCUGGAACCUGCUCGCCUUGAUUUCCGCCGCAUGUAGCAACGCGGAGAAGCUGCCGGCUGCUCUCAUCUCCUGCGGCGUCGUCGAAGCAGCCGCGGCGCUCUGCCUCGUCAUAUCCAAGGCGCCCGGAGGUAUAUUUCUCCACCACGGCAAAGCGCCCUUCUUCUUGUACUACGGCAUCCUCGUCGCCGUGGUGAUCUUCGGGCUCCUCGAGGCGUCGGCCGGCUUCUGGGUGUCAGGCGAUGUGGUCGGACGACGUGCCACCGGGAAGACGAUGCUCUGGUUGGGCCUCCUGCCCGUCGUCUUGGUGGCGGCACUUGUAGGCUUUGUCCUUCUGAGCAUGAAAUAG
Triticum turgidum subsp. durum (durum wheat) is the source of this 366-nucleotide messenger RNA. NCBI's taxonomy places the organism in Eukaryota, Viridiplantae, Streptophyta, Magnoliopsida, Poales, Poaceae. The record is from the annotation of a GenBank genome assembly.